AUGCAUUUGCCUCAGCCUCACCCUGGUGCAGAUGUUUGCAGCUUCACCACUUCCCUCUUUCCUCAGAGUGAGCUGGAGAUAGUGGACCAUCUUGCAAACACUGAGAUCAACAGCCAGCGUAUCGCUGCUGUGGAAAACUGCUUUGGGGCUUCUGGACAGCUCUUAGCUGUGCCGGGAAGAGUCCUUCUAGGAGAAGGGAUUUUAACCAAAGAAUGCCGCAAGAAACCAAAGCCUCGCAUAUUCUUCCUCUUCAAUGACAUCCUUGUCUAUGGCAGCAUAGUCAUCAGCAAAAGGAAGUACAAUUCCCAGCACAUUAUUCCCCUUGAAGAUGUCACUUUGGAGACGCUGCCAGACACUUUGCAGAUGAAGAACCAUUGGAUGAUUAAAACUUCCAAAAAGUCCUUUGUGGUUUCCACGGCCUCCCUGAUAGAGAGGAAGGAGUGGAUCAGCCAUCUGGAGGAGUGCAUCAGGCACCUGCUGACGAAGACAGGACGGCAGCCCUCCACGGAGCAUGCGGCUCCCUGGAUUCCAGACAAGGUGACAGACAUCUGCAUGCGCUGCAUGAAGAUUAAGUUCUCCACACUCACCCGAAGGCACCACUGCUGCAAGUGCGGCUUUGUCAUCUGUGCAGACUGCUCCAGGCAGAGGUUCCUGAUGCCCCGCCUGUCCCCCAAGCCCCUGAGGGUUUGCAAUCUGUGCUACAGGCAGCUGCUGGCAGAAAAGAAGGAGGAAGAGGCAGAUUGCAGGCAGCAGGAGCCAAUCUGCUCUGCCAUCCCGGGCUAUGAACCCUCCAGUGGUGAUGACAGCGAUAAGUCUGAUGGUGACAAAGCUGACCAGUGGCCAGCAGACACAGAGUUUUAUACCUCAGAAGUAUCCUGGUCAUCUUUCCAUAGCUGACCUCCUUGGGAGUCAGUGGCAUUUAGGCAUUGGGAAGCCAACUUCUGGCCUCCAAUGCAUAUCCUUCUUGAUGUUUUCCCUGGAGGCUGUGCCUAGGAAGGUGGAUCUUAGCCCCCUGUGUGUGGUGUCUGUGUGGGGAGCAGAGAUGGGGUUACCCCUCUGAGAAUGUGUCUCAUACGACAUGAGU
Messenger RNA from Strigops habroptila (Kakapo), 1084 nucleotides. Its product is annotated as pleckstrin homology domain-containing family F member 1-like. The transcript has a single exon. Gene Ontology annotation, molecular function: phosphatidylinositol binding; metal ion binding. The record is from RefSeq and is a predicted model, not a curated record. NCBI's taxonomy places the organism in Eukaryota, Metazoa, Chordata, Aves, Psittaciformes, Psittacidae. Bases 1 to 897 code for a protein of 298 amino acids.